ACACAGACAAUACUCUCCAUACAUCACAAUGUGAUCUCGCAAAAUAAUCGCAUCAGUUUGAGUUAUAAUGAUCAUCGAUCGUGGUACUUGCAUAUCAAAGAGGUGGAAGAGAGUGAUCGUGGUUGGUACAUGUGUCAGGUAAAUACGGAUCCGAUGCGCUCGCAAAAGGGAUAUCUGCAAGUUGUCGUACCUCCCGUCAUAAUUGAAAGCAUGACCAGCAAUGACAUGGUUGUUCGUGAAGGUCUCAAUGUGACGCUGAUGUGCAAAGCGCGUGGUUACCCGGAACCAUAUGUGAUGUGGCGACGUGAAGAUGGCGAAGAAAUGCUCAUCGGUGGUGAACAUGUGAACGUGGUUGAUGGCGAAUUGCUGCACAUAACCAAAGUGAGUCGCCUGCAUAUGGCCGCAUACCUCUGCGUAGCGUCGAAUGGCGUGCCGCCCUCCAUCAGCAAGCGGGUACACCUGCGCGUGCAAUUUCCGCCAAUGCUUUCCAUUCCUAAUCAGUUAGAGGGUGCAUAUGUAGGACAAGAUGUGAUGUUGGAAUGUCAUACGGAGGCGUAUCCAGCAUCCAUAAACUACUGGACCACCGAACGCGGUGAUAUGAUUAUAUCGGACACCUCACGUGCUGGCGACAAAUACGAGACAACCUCAACGGUUAGCGGUUACACGAAAUACAUGAAAUUAAAAAUACGCUCUGUGGGCCCCAACGAUUUCGGUACUUAUCGAUGCGUCGCUAAAAAUUCAUUGGGCGAAACGGAUGGCAACAUUAAACUUGAUGAAAUGCCAACACCCACAACUGCAGUAAUAUCGGAGGUGUCAGGUUGGAAUCGUAGUUUAGUUGGUAAACACCGUCAUAGAAAUAAAUUUGACUUGAAUGCCUUACCUGAUUAUGGGGUCGAGGAGUGGCGCGACGGUGUCGGCAACGACGUGGCAGGCAAUUCGUUGGGCGAUAAUAAUCAAACGCCAGUGCGUAAUCCUCCGGGCGCUUUUCACAAUUCAGCAAACUCACUGGCGCAACAUAAUCUACUUGGCGGCAUAAUUCUUUGGAUUAAAAUGCAAUCAUUUGGGAUUUACAAGCGUUUAUCGGGUUGGUGGCAAAGCAAGCGGCAACGACAACACCAACACCAACGCCAAUGGCAAGCCACCACGCAACCGGAGCAAAAGCAAAGACAACCACAACAGCUGGCGGCGAAGCAGCAAAAAGCGGGAAAACAACACGCACAACAACAACAACAACAACAAAUUAAAUGGCUACCAUUAAUGUGCCGACCAAAAAAUCAUUGUUCUUCGCUUCAGCGGUGCGCCAGUGCGUAUGAGCAAUCAACAGCCGGGCGAGACAAAGCAGAGCAGAUGGAGAUGGAAAUGGAAGUGGAGGUGGAUGCCGGGUCUACUUGUGAUGUUGUUGCUUACACGCAAUGCGGUGGCUUACAGCAGCCAUCUCAAUGGCUGAUAAGGCGAAUUGAUGCGCUGAAGACGGCUCUCGAGGACAGUGAGGUGCAAAUGGAAUGUGAAAACGCGAAAAUUAAUGAGUUGCGUAACAAAGUCAGUCAUAUGACUUUGCGGCAACUUGCGUUGACAGCGUCAUUUUUACACGCCAACACAUCGGCAACAACAAAAGCAACAAGGCGAUCUAUGCAAUUGCUCAGGAAUUUGUUGCUUGUAGAGAGAAUGGCGACAAAUAGCGAUGGAAAUUCCACAGACGCACUAGAAGGCAACAACAACAACAGUAACAACAAUAAUGGGAACAACAAUAACAACAACAAUAGUGAAAAUGCAAAUGGUAACAGUUAUGCCGCUCUCACGUGUGUGCGUGAGAGUGAGCGCACGCAUAAAGACGCUGAGCCAAACAAAAAUUUCUGCAACAACAACAACAAGCUUGGCAAUAAGACCGUCUACAAAGUUUGUGCUAAUUUGUGCCGUUACAAUGUAUUUGACAGCAAAACAACCGUUAACCUUCUUGUGUCACCUACAAAGCUCAUGUUCGCAUUGUUGUUGGCAGCCGUUGUGCUGCUGCUGCUGACACACGCAGACAUCGCAAUUAUCUUAGAGCGCUAUUUAUCGCCGCUAUUAUUAGCGGCAUAUGCAAGUGAGGCUUAUGUACAAAAACAAAUACAACAAGCAUGUGAGCAAGUGCGAACUAGAGUGCCACCAAUGUUGACUGUAGGCGCACGACGCCACCAAAAGGCUGCGCAUAGCAAUGCCAGCGGCAACAACAACACACCAAUAAAAACAACAACAACAACAACAGAAGCAUUUCCGAUUAGCUGCCAAAGGUUAAGCAAAGCCAUGAAGAACAUUUCAUACGCCCGAAUAAUAAGAUUGCUGCGCCAAGGGCAAUGCGUGCUGUGGAAAUCAGCAACACCAACAGCAGCCACCAACUCACAACGGCCAGCAACAAUCGACAGCCGCAAGAGGCCAACAAUAAACCGCAACUUAGCGGUGCCAGCCACAGUGGCUGCAUGUAGCACAAUAAACACACCAACAACAAAAGCAACAACAACGUGUAGCGCAUCAGUUACCGUGAGGGCAACAUUAACGACUACUGCAAUCGUAACGCGCCUACGUGUGCUCUGCUGCGCCGCCUCAUUCAGAUGAAAUCAAAUGAUUACAUGCUGUCGGCGUAUAAGCGAAGGGGGCGGGGUUCGGUAUUUGCGGUUGAUGACGCUGAUGAUUUGCGAAAACCCAUCAGCCAAGGCUAGAGAGUAGGCGCACAAUAGGUACAAUAUUUAUAAUUGAAAAAACGAAAGAAAUCACAUAAGCGUAUACAUUUACACAGUUAUUUAGUACAUAUGUAUGUAUGUAAACAUUGUAUACAACAUAUGUAGACAUAUACAAAAAAAUAUACAAAGACAAAAGUUGCAAAGAGUGAAUUUCAAGAACAUGUGCCCAUAAUCAUACAUACGAGUAAACACACACACAUGCUCAUCAUACACAUACACACAAGAUGCAAAGAAGCCCAAGAAAAUCAAAACAUGAAACCCUUGAGAAUGUACAUAGGUAAGUCUCUGAUAUCCGCUUAGUUGUUGGGAAGCUAUGGAAGUUUACACUCUGCGACAUCUGGUGGCGGUAGUAUAAAUAUUUCCAUUCAACUUUUUUUGUUCAUUCUUACUUUCAUACUAUUUCCUUAAGUUCUGAUCAAUUAACCAAAUCUAUUCAUUCGUACUAUCAGUACAAUUUCGAGCAAGAAAUGUGUAUAUCUCUUGCAAUGAGAUGGAAUUAAAACGUAUACGCUUUGGGAGUGUUAAACCAGUAUAAAGCUUUCAAACAGGACAAAAGUUUGAUAACUUAUUCGUUAAGUAACGAAAAAGGACUCAAAAGGCUUUAGAUUUGUUUUUUCAUGAACUAACAUAACCUUUUUAGUUCUUCUUAUUACUUGACUCAGAGCCUACAGUGCUUUAGUAAAGACUUACUAGAGACAGCAAGUUUAAUUCACUUCUUUUUUUAACGAUAAUGGUAUUAAGUUCUUUGGGCUAAAGUCCGUUAACAGUUAAAGAAGCUUCAUUGAGGUAAAUCUGAGGGGUUAUGAAAACGAUAUCAAUAGUAAGUAACGUCAUUUAGCGAAGAGCCAUUGUAUGUUCUGCUGCUAUUAAAAUUACAGUUUGAACUUCAUACUGUGUACAUAGGCCGGUAUGUCAAUUGCAACGAUGCCGAAGAAAUUGAGAACAAACAUACUCACCAUCAGAUCUUAACAUAUGAGAAACUUCGAAAAGACAAUUAUAAAAAAAUUCAAUAAAUUUUCAGUCGAAGUAGAACGUCAAUCAAACCUUAAGCAUUCUGAACUCUCUGGUAUGAAUGAUCAUUAAGCUGGACUUUACAGAUUAAUAAGUAAUUUUAAGGAUCUUUUUUUUUCAAAAUCUAAUUUUAAUCAAGUUUAUUAACUUUAAGGGCAAAGUUUAACAGUUUUUUUAAGUAUGUGUCUAUAGUUGUCGUCGAUUGGCAUCGAUUCAUAAGCACUGAGGUCCUCAUGUUCGAUACAUAUAUGAGACCAUGAAAAUUUAUGGUCCGAUUUUGGCGAUUUUUCGAAAGGGACUGCCAAACUAUAAAUGCAGAAUUUAUGCAAAGUUCUGUUCCGAUAUCUUCACUAGUGCUUACUUUAUAUAUUGUAAAGUAAAUUAUUCAAACCGACUUCAAAGUUCUGGUAUAUGGGAACUAGAGGCGUGCUUGUGAUCCGAUUUGGACUAUUUUCACAACAUAUCAUUGGGAUGUAAGGAAAAUAUUACAAUCCGAUUUCAUUGAAAUUUGUCGAGCAGUUUCGGAGAUAUGGUUUUUGACCCAUAAGUAGGCGGAGCCACACCCAUUUAAAAUUUUGUAUACCAAUUUGAGUGUAGCUCUUCCGUACCUUCUUUAUAAUGAAAUUUAAGGUUUCUGAUGUUUUCCCUUACUGAAUUAAAGCAUUUUUAGUAGUUUUCAACAUAAAAUUUGUAUGGGAGGUAGGUAAGGUUAUAAUCAGAUUUCCUCCAUUUUUGGACUGUAUAAGGUAGUACAUAAUUCUGCAUUUUAAAAAAUAUUUGUAUUGUGUCUCUUAAAACGAGUCCAAUUGAAAUGUUUAUUAAUAAUUAGUGAAAUUGCAACCAACCUAAAUAAAAGAACGUAAUUUCUAGUCCUGUACACUUUAUUGUCGCUGAGUGUACUUUGUUGUUUCGCACAAUCAGAUAUUAAGUUGGUUAGAAAGUGUUAAAUGAAAGUCAAUGAAUUUUCAAAUUAUUUGAAAAAGUAUAAUACUUGGAUUUUAUUAGUUUUUUUUAAUAGUACUUUAUAUAUAAAGCACAUGUAUUUUGUAAAGUUUAUUUAAAAUUGUCGCAUCAAUAACCUUCUCACUUAUUUUUCCUAAAAUUUUAACCAUAGAUGUAUUACGAUGCGUCUCAUCGUCCUAACUUUAAACAAACAUAGACCUCUGACUUAACUAGCCUUUUUAGAGUUUCUCUAUAACUUAAAUCUUGUUCCACUUGUUUUCAGCUGUGGAAGAAAAUUUUCCUUCAAACAGUUCUUAUUGUUUUCUUACUUCUCUUACCAAAUAAAUUAUGUUUUCUAGAAGAAGCUUAUGCUUUAAAAUAAAGUAACAUUAUUUGAAUGUCCUUAAUAUUUCCUCACCACCCUAAUGUAACCAGAAACACUGCGGCGCUUUCUAAAGAAACCAAAAACAUCAUGAAAGCGAAAUCGCAAUUGUCGCGAAAAUUGUAAACCAACAAACAAGGAAAUCGAGACGCAUAAAAAACAUAAAAAGAACAUGUAAAUAAUAGGAAAAUUAUACCGCAAAGCGAAACGCGGAAAAUUGCUAAACACACAUAACUCACAUAUCCUUGAAUCAAACGUUUAUUGCCGCGAUAAAUAAAUGGCAAGACGCAGCGACGGGUACAACCGACGUAAUUUACUUGCAGUAGCAGAAAUCGGUAAAAUGCUGAUGUACUCCAGGCUUAACACUCCUACACAUACGUAAACAUUCAAACAAAUACAUAAAUACUCAUACACUCAAUCCUAUAUGCAUGUGGGCACACACUCCAAUAAGGACUUCCGCAAACCGACAGUUAAAUACACUCGUACCAUACAUGUUUUUGUUGUUGGAAAAUGUUGAUUUCGCCGAGAUUUAAUGAAUGCUACAAUCGCACAGAUUUACAUAGAAAUGAGUGGGUUGCCGUCAAAAGCGUUAUAAGUGCGUGGGAGUACUGAUUGCUUGAUUUGAUGAUUGCCGUACUUUGUAUGGCUAAUGAAUGAAUGAAUGAAUAUUGGAAACGAUGCCUUCAUUGAGCAGAGAAAAGGAAAAUAAGUGCUUACAUGUGGGCAUGCCGGGCUUGCGGAAGUGGAAAUAAAGGUGCUUCAAGCAAAGAGAGCCCAAAACCACUUCUGUGAAAUGCACUUAAUGCAAGCGCUGAGCUUUCGAGGAUGAAGUUGUUUGAACUUAAUGGAGCUUUCAGAAAUAAAGAAACACUGUCAAAGAAACACUUACUGGAAAACAAUAAUAUUGUCUUCUUCUUCUGUUUGUCUUUAUGUAUAAUAUUUUAUAAAAGUCUAGCACACAAAAUAGAACUCUUAAAGGAAUUGGAGAGUAAAACUGAGACAGCAAAAAUCCAUUUCAUUGACAAAUUCUUUACAAAAUUUGGGUUUUAUUCCGACUUUUUCUUCAAAAAGUGAUGAAUAGUCAGUGGCUACAAGGGAAGUAACGUAGUUAAGAUUGAAAUCAUCUCAGCAUUGCAAGUCCCAUACUGGUUCAGGUGCUCUCUGAGUACAUUAGUUAUUAUUCAACUUCACAAAGUAUACAUCAGGAAAAUAUUUAGUUGAAAAUAAAUCGAAAACGAAAUAAAAAUAAUUAUCAACAGGCGAUUAUUUGAAGAGUAUUUUGAUGUGAAAAUGGGUACUGUGUUAUGGUUGUAAUGUCUGUCCACAAUCUCAGUUGAAUGUAAGAAUAAUCAUUUCAGAUUAGUCUUCGAUAUAUAUUUUUUCACUAUUCAAAAGCUUAACUAAAGUCCGGUAACAGAAAAUAUGAUAUUACGUGUACAAAGAUAAUGUAUCCCUAAUGACAUCCUGAUUGUACCAAUUACUCGGAGACUUGAGCCUAUAGUCGUAUUCCGAAAAGUCAGUCUAUUAGUGUGGUCGUCUUAUUAUUCGCUGACUCAUUUUAAUAUUCUAUCUAUUCCAACCUGUUUCUUUAUUGGUACUACAGCUCAGUCCAGGAAUGAUAGCUUUCAAUCAGGUUAUACCGAUUUAAAUAUAAUAGCAUUGUAACCUUUGAAUAUAACUGAAAAUUAUUCUUCAAAACGUCAAUUGACUUAAGUAGACCCCCUCAUUCUCGGUUUCAAAAAAUCGAUUUUUUUUUUUUCAUUUACUUCGAACCUAUAACUAUUCAAGAAUGUUCCUUUACAAUUUCAAGUUAAAAUUUCAAAAACUCUAGAAGAUAUAGCCGAUUUAUGGUGGAAGCGUCAGGCGGCGGCGAGAGCUUCUCAAAACUUUAAACGGGUUUUUCUCGAAUCAGUGUUUUUACGACUAGUGCAUGAGGUUACUCAAAACCUAUUAAUCAAAUCGGUUCCAAAUUUUAAUAAGUUAUUCUAUACAUACAUAGCUAUGUGUGUAUGAACUAGGAUAAAUCAAAUCAGGGAGAAGAUCUUCUUUACUUUUCAACUUUAUUUGUGACUAAAAAAGGCGAUUUUCAAAAAAAAUUCAAAGGUCCACCAUUUUGUUAAUUUUUGUGCGAAAUUAAUAAUCCUAGUUCAUACCAGAGUCAAACAUGUACUAUUUCUAAUCCCAUUGGAAUUUUUGGUUUCAGAUGAUCCAAUGAGCGUAAAUCACAAGCGCUGCUGAAAAGAAGGGCUUUUGUUUGACCAUAAAAAACAACAACAAAAAAAAAUUAUAUAAAAUUUGUUUCUUCUUGUUUAAGUCUUUCAAUAAAUGCAUGCAGAGUUACAGCCUUAAAAAAUAAUUUAUGUUCAUUUACCAGCCCAUUGAGAAUCGUCAAAAUUUGAAAUCGAGAAUGGAGGGGUCCCCUUAUAGCCUCCCCUGAAAGUAGCCUCGAACUCGAAGUUUUUUUUCGAAACCUGGGAUAACCCUAUACAAUUUUAGAAGCAUACCGAAAUUGAAACUUUUCCAAAGUUCUUCCAAAAAAUUAUUAAUUAACAGGUCCAUCUAAAUGUUCUAUUAUAGAUCUAAUUGCCACCUUUUUUAUUGACUGCUCGAAGAUUUAUUUUUCAAAAACUUUUGGAAUUGAAAUUUAUAUAUAACAAUAUGAAUCCCGAAGAAUAUUUCGAAAGCUUCUACUAAACUUAAAACUCUACCUUAUAAAAGCUCAAAGCUUUAAGCUAUAUAGGUUAAAUUAAAGAGCCCUUAUUUUCAACACAAAAAAUUUUUAAACCUAUGUUUUAAAGCGGGGUCGGUAAAAUAUAAUAUGUUUUUUAAUAUUUUCUACAAUAUUCCUGAUUUCUGUUAAGCUUGCGAUAAAAUUGCUAGUUAAGUCACCAAAAAAAGUGUUCUAUUAUUUAUUUCUUAAAGAAUACUCUUAUCAGAUUUAGGGGAUCUCAACAUUUUCCAACAUAACUGAGAAUUAACUAAUUGCAAACAAGACAAAAAGUUGAAAAACAAAUGAAAGAAUUUCAUCAAACCAAAAAACAAUAACAAUAAUUGCAUUUCUAGUUUAUGAGAGAAAAUAAAUAUUAUGUAUGUAAGUGUAUAGCUCAACAAAUGGAUUGUUUUUAAGUUACAAAAACAAA
This is a messenger RNA of Zeugodacus cucurbitae (melon fly), 8192 nucleotides long. RefSeq lists its product as uncharacterized. Gene Ontology annotation, cellular component: neuron projection. Bases 130 to 2592 code for a protein of 820 amino acids. NCBI's taxonomy places the organism in Eukaryota, Metazoa, Arthropoda, Insecta, Diptera, Tephritidae. The record is from RefSeq and is a predicted model, not a curated record. The transcript has 8 exons.